GGUCUUUCUCUUCUGCCAGGUUGUGCUGGCGCUUGGUGAUUGGUUGACCUUCAGUUUGUUCCGGCGCGCUGCUCGGGGCUUCAGUUUGUUCGAGUGUGCCGGCAAGAGGGCCGUCCCCUUCCAGGGACAUCCUACAUUCCAACCUCUUAUUGGUGAUAAUGGGCGAGGGAUCUGAUCUGGCUGCUUCCUGCGGGUGUAAGGGUGAUGCCAUAGUAUGUGGGGUCUGAGGUUGGAAUGCAGGAAUAGGGCUGGACCACCAUCCGAUGAAAUGCGACCUGGGAAACUUCAUGAAUUCGUUUCCAUACGAAAUGGAGAAAACAAGAAGCUUUUUCCAGGGCUUCCUAUUACCAGCUGGCAUUGGAGCAGCUGCACAGCUACCCCGAGGCCCUGGCGGCUCUGGGCCCUCCGCUUUUGUCCAUUAGCUCCACCUCACCGACAAGUACAGCUUCGUGGACAUUGCCUAUGCCCAGGUAACGUGCUCCCCAUGCAGACUGAAGUCCGGGAGAGGGCUGCCAUCGCUGGGGGGACGGUCUUGGAGGAUUCGGGAUGGGAACAUGCACGAAGUAAAAUCUCCACUAGGUACUACUGAGCACCUUCUGUGAAAGCAUUAUGGGUGAAUUUAUUCUCACAUACUCGUCUUCCUUUCUGGGGGAUAACUGUGGCAGGGAAGGCAGUGUUCGGGCUCAGGGCACCAUCUGGAACUGACUGUUGUAGGGAAGUGAGCAGCAGCAGUGUGCCACAGCUUCUGCCUGGAACUUGAAAUACAUCUACGACCAGUCAGUGCUCAUUCAAGUGUGAGCAACUCUUUAAACUGUAGUUUUAAUGCUCAUUUAUUCCAUUGCUGCCACGAAAUGCCAGUCCAUUUUCUCAGCUAUAUCCGCUUUUAUAUUUCAGCCAGUAAAGUCACCUGAAUAUGAGAUGCGUUUAUUCUUCUGUUGAACAAAUAUGUUUUGAGCCCACACCAAGUUAGAGGAAUGAUUCGAAGCUGUGUGGGCAAUACAGAGAUACAGAAGGCUUUCCAGGGGGUUAUGGUUUAAAACUCCCAAGUAAGACAGGGUGAAGCGAAUGCUGUGGUAGCAGCCUGGGAGGGAGCAGUUAGCCACCUGGGACAUUGUUGUGAAGAGAAGGAAUGACAGCUAUGGAGCAGUGUGCCCAAGAAGGCACGUGGCUGUGCCCCCUGCCAGUGUGACCUCCACAGAGGUGCAGGCUUCCCAGGCAGGUGUGGUGGGUAGGACGGGCUGGGACCACAGGGCCGUGACAUCAUUGUGUGAGAUAGGCACACUCGAUUCUGGGGCCAGUGGAAGCUAUGGGUAAGAGUGAGAUGCUCUGAUCUAUUUUUUUUUUUUUGUCAGUGUUGUUUUUAUUAAUUUUUUAAUGGGAAUAGUUUCAUUGGGACUUUUUUCUGACAAAAGCCACUCAUACUUGAGUAUUUUGAUAAAAAUAUUUGAUCUGGCUUUAAAAGAUCAAUUCAUGCCGAUUGGAAAUACCCAGAUACUGGACCCCGGGGACUGCCUUUAGGAAAGCAGUGUGGCUAUGCAGCUGUGCAGCCAUGAGAGUGUGAACCGGAGCUAUGGCCUGCUUAGAUCAGGAGAGGACUGCGUCAGAGGUGAUGCUUUAAUGUCCGAUAUGGGUGAGUAGGAAGGUGGCGGUGCCACUAAGUGAGAGAGGGAGCCCAGAAGACAAAGGGAAGGGGUGGACAGGUACAGAGUGCCCCACUGUGUGCCAGGUGGCCUUAUGUGUAUGUCAUCGAGUCUUUCACACCAUGCGGCGUGGCUCCUCUGUGCUUCCCCAUGGGCUGGAUCCUCUCUUUCAUUAUGAAAAGUUUUGAACGUACAGAGAAGAUAAAAGAAUUGACACUCUGGUACCCAGGUAGCCGCUACCUGGAUUCUCCGAUUACAAUUGUUCCCUGGACAACACAGGUUUGGACUGUGUGGGCCCACUUCAUACACAGAUUUUUGUUGAUACAGUACAGGACUGUAAAUGUGUUUUCUCCUUACGAUUUUCUUAACAUUUUCUUUCCUCUAGCUUACUUUAUUGUAAGAAUACAGCACAGAAUACAUAGAACAUACAAAUAUGUGUUAGUCGACUGCUUAUAUUAGUAGUAAGGCUUCCAGUCAUCAGUGUGCUAUUAAUAAUUAAAUUUGGGGGGAGUCAAAAGUUACGUGCAGAUUUUUGAUGUGUUGUUCGAGGGUCGACUGUAAUGUUUUCCUUGAUUUGCUUUAUCUCAUAUCUGUUCAUCUAGCCAUAUCUGUGUCCAUGAACACAUCAUGUUCAAACAUCCAUACACUUCAUUU
Messenger RNA from Panthera uncia (snow leopard), 2294 nucleotides. Its product is annotated as cytochrome c oxidase assembly factor 1 homolog. Gene Ontology annotation, biological process: mitochondrial respiratory chain complex IV assembly; mitochondrial respiratory chain complex I assembly. The transcript is spliced from 2 exons. Bases 215 to 589 code for a protein of 124 amino acids. Gene Ontology annotation, cellular component: mitochondrial inner membrane. The record is from RefSeq and is a predicted model, not a curated record. Lineage: Eukaryota; Metazoa; Chordata; Mammalia; Carnivora; Felidae.